AUGAGUCUUGAUGAGUCCCCGGAUCUUAAGCGCGGCGUUUUUGCAGCGCUAGACACUGCUGGGGUGCUAGCUAAGGUUAAGGCCUUCAUGUACGCACAGGUUUGGGGCAUCCUUCAUCACCGGGAACUGAACGAGGUAGAUCCCCUGCUACAGGCAGCGAACUUUAUUUGUGACGAGGAUCUCAAGGUCCUUGCAUAUCUGGUGAAGUGGCUCACAGACAAAGGAAUGGUGAACACCUUGAAGGUCCUUGAAUUAGAAUCUGGAAGACCGUUUAGUGAUUUGCCAGAGGUGGACAGUUAUGAAUUUAUGUCUUCUCCCGGCACGCACUCUCCAGGCCAUUCCGAUAUUGGUGCUGCAUUCUCCGAUAUGAGCAUGGAGCCUAUUUCUGAGUACACGAGCCCCGCCCGAAACACCGCCUCACCUAGGCGCCACGAUGACUGUGAGAAAAUUAUCCCGACUCAGCCGGUAAAGGGGUCUGCGUUCACUCUCAAGCAAGAUAAUCCAUUUGGAGAUGAUCAGUCUCAGGAAGCCAAUCUCACCAUCUCGAACGCCAGCAUGGCCCCGGGGGUUUCCCUUGGUCCAGACGAAACCUCAAGCAGUAGGCAAAGCCCCAGCAGGAUGACUGACUUCUCGUUCAAAUAUGCAGAUAGAAGUUUGGCGCGAAAUUCCAUGCUUUCGCCCGACACAGCUGCGCAUGCCCGUAGAGCCGCUGAGAUCCAGGGGAAGCUUAAUAGAGAUCUGACUAUGUCUCCUACGAAGGCGCAGGAGAAUGCAGAGUCAGCUGCACACAGCGAGCAUCUUGUGACCGAGCUCGUUGUUCCUGAUCCGUGUAUGUAUGACAACAGCAGUCAUGCAUAUCUUCAAAGCGCCCUUCUAGUUGAGGACAGCGAUGUAUCUGCAUCUGGCAGCUCUUCUAGUAGAGGGAUAAAGUCGUUAGCAAAACUCCAGCAGGACGAUACCCUCAGUAAGGCGGGCUCUGGCUAUACUGAGUCGUUAAGCAGCGCGAUCACCGAAUCAACGGGCGGACCAACCCGCCAAGCCACACUAAACUUGCUGGACGCAGUAGGCCGAGAUAUGCAGGCGUACGACAGCACCAUCACACCCGCAGAUAGCACGAUUCACUCUGGGUUUGGUCCUGGUUCAAUGGUUCAGAAGCCUGGGCCGAGUGCCGACUCUAUCUUGACUGGCGACAGCAACCUCAGUGCAAUGGGAGAAAGCGCUGCUGUGGACUCGGCCCUGGUGGCGGGGAAAGCGGCAGCACGGCUGAUUGGCAUGCCAGAGGGAACAACAAGCAUUUUAACCAAUGCCGCAUCAGAGCUAAACGAUAUUAAAGACAUCAGCAGCAUCCACGCUGCUACGGAUGACGCAAUCUCAACGAGACCACAUCCCAGUCUCAACUCGGAGUUCAUGGCCGGUGGCGACUUUGUCUCUGGAAUCGUGCUGGAGCGCACUAAGCCCGCGCAGCAAGCCCAGCCUUCGCAGGGCGACUAUACUCUUGAUAACUACGGUGAUCUAAGCCUCGGAGUCACCAUUAGCAACGACACUCAGCCAAUUGCCGGGUUUAACUAUGAAAAUAUACAGGAGGAUGAAUUUGGCGACUUUGAGUUCUAG
Messenger RNA from Giardia duodenalis, 1611 nucleotides. RefSeq lists its product as uncharacterized. Lineage: Eukaryota; Fornicata; Diplomonadida; Hexamitidae. Bases 1 to 1611 code for a protein of 536 amino acids. The record is from RefSeq and is a predicted model, not a curated record. The transcript has a single exon.